Aspergillus pseudonomiae is the source of this 975-nucleotide messenger RNA. RefSeq lists its product as uncharacterized. Lineage: Eukaryota; Fungi; Ascomycota; Eurotiomycetes; Eurotiales; Aspergillaceae. The record is from RefSeq and is a predicted model, not a curated record. The transcript is spliced from 2 exons. The coding region runs from base 1 to 975 and encodes 324 amino acids.
AUGGCCUUUGAGCACGUCACCUCCUCCACCUCUGUGGAGCUCUCUCCAACAAAGAACCGCUGCUCCCUAAAAGCUGUAACCUAUCUCAGACAGAUAUCAAAAUGCGCCAAUGGUAAUCUACCAGGUCUAUCUAACUUCAAGGGUUUAAGAGGUCUCCUCGCAGCCGAACGAGUGGCCCAUGCAAUUCCGCAGCUUGCGGGGAAGGAGUAUCCUAGCAUUCUUGAAGCGCAACUAGAAGAUAUGGAGAAGAGACUCGGAGUCACUUGGAAUAGACGGAAAUCGGUCCAUACGAGCAUCUCCAACCCGCUCUACAUCAGUUCUGAACAACCGCUCCUGACAAUCGAUGGCGACAGUGCAGGGUAUGAUAGCAACAUGCGCCUAAUCGCAGAGAUUGAAGCUCUCGGGUGUUCAAAAUCGAUGCUGGAGCUAGGCAGGAUCGCUAACCUGCUGGACGAAUUUGAAGGGGAUCAGAUUCGCGUCCCCAUACCGUAUAAGGAUGCCGCACCGUAUGACUUCGCUUGGUUUCCACAGCGGUCCCCGAUUGAAUUACCAAACAACACUUUGCCCGUAGGAAUUGACCAGUUUAGUGUGCGGCCGUCCUCGGCUUUGGGAUUACUUCGUGUCAGACCACACAGCCAUGGGAUAUCCCUAGUGUCUGAAUGUUGCCUACAUCUGAUGCAGCUUGGCUACCUGGUCGCGAGGCCCAAAUCGGCCCAAACUUGGGAAGAGACAGGCCAUAUCGUGACUUGGGACCGUGCCUUUGGUCGAUUUGUUGCCGUUUUUGUUGGGAAAAGCUGUGGAGCUCUAGAUGCUGAGAAACAGUGGAUCGUCCCAAACCCAUUGUUUGGCCUCGAUGCAGUUAUGAGAGUCUCUCCUGGAAAUGAUCUACCCGAACAGAAGGAUACCAAUCCCCCAUUCAGACAUUCUUACCCAGUGUACUAUGUGGACGCAGACCCAGGACCAGAUCUCGUAUAA